AUAUCACUUUGAUCAUUGCUUUGUACAUGUCCACCUCCUCCUCCUCCGCUUUUGACUCCUCCCACUCCCUCUAAUACUUCACUCCUCUCCUCUUCAUUCCUCCAUGUGAAAGCCUUCUGCUACCAAAGAUCACGUAAUAGCCUAGUCUUCUUUUGGAGAGAGAGAGAGAGAGAGAGAGAGAGAAUGUGGUACGAGGGAGGUGAAGCUGUGAACAAGAAGAAGGCAAUGUGGCUCUACCCGAAGGUAUCCGGGUUCAGCCCUUCUGAGAGAUGGGGCCAUUCUGCUUGUUUCUCUAAUGGCAACCUCUAUGUCUUUGGGGGAUGCUGUGGGGGCUUACACUUCAGCGAUGUGCUCGUUCUGAAUGUCGAGACGAUGGCGUGGCGCGCUCUCGAGACCACGGGACAGGGACCGGGCCCCAGAGACAGCCACAGCUCUGUCCUAGUUGGGCACAGGAUGAUAGUGUUUGGGGGGACGAAUGGCUCCAAGAAGGUGAAUGACCUGCACAUAUUGGACCUGAAGACGCGGGAGUGGACGCAGCCCGAGGUUCGCGGGAAACCGCCCUUCCCCCGGGAGAGUCACACAGCGACUCUCGCUGGGAAUGAUAAGAUCGUGAUCUUCGGGGGAAGUGGAGAAGGCGACGGGAACUACCUGAAUGACUUGCACAUAUUGGACCUUAAAACGAUGAGGUGGACUUCUCCGGAUACAAAGGGUCAGAUUCCGGUGCCCCGAGACAGUCAUAGUGCGGUCUCGAUCAAUAAUAAGCUAUUGGUUUAUGGUGGGGACUGUGGGGAUCGGUAUCAUGGAGAUGUCGAUGUUCUUGAUAUGGACACCAUGACAUGGUCGAAGGUGGGCUUGCAAGGACUGUCACCUGGUGUAAGAGCUGGCCACGGGGCUGUAAGUAUAGGGACGAAGGUCUAUGUGAUUGGAGGAGUAGGAGACAAGCAUUACUAUAGUGAUGUGUGGGUCCUCGACCUAACAACUUGUACAUGGAAUCGGCUAGAUAGUCGAGGUCAACAACCACAAGGCCGAUUUUCUCAUACAGCUGUGGUUGUGGGCAGUGAUAUUGCCAUCUAUGGCGGCUGUGGCGAGGAUGAACGUCCACUCAACGAGGUACUGGUCUUGCAGCUCAGAGAAGAUAGUCUAGACGGCCGUGAUGUCUCCUUGUGCGGAGCUGUCGGAAAACACUGGAAUCGAGAAAGUGCAAUCUCGCCAAUGAACGAUGUGCUAUGUGAGAAGAACGAAGUCCCAAGGAAAGCAGCUCUUGGCCAUUGCGUAUCUCCAGAUGCAUUGCAAUUGAAAAGGAGAAGAAUUGCGGGUUCAAGCACUUGGGAUGUCGAAUCAGAUCAAGAAGAGCAUUCCCUCUCGCUGUCUCAGAAUUCAUCGCCAUCGUUGUCCGAUCCUGAGCAAACUCCAGUCACCAAAGCCGCCGAGCCUGCCAAAGGCUUGGCUGGAUUUCAUUUCCUUAAGCAACUGAAUCAGAGCCGAGGCAACGAGCCAUCGAGUUUUAAUGCCUCAAAUGGUCAAAAAGAGUUCAGGAAAUGUGUCCGCAGAACUCCACCAGGAUUGCGCUGCGAUCCCAAACAGAUGCAUCCUGAGAUGUUGCCGGUGCAGAAUCUGAUUGGAGCCGAUGUUUGCGGUAAAGUUGAUGGAGCCUUCGACUCGGGUUACCUUGUAACAGCAAGUGUCAAUGGGAGAAUAUUCAGAGGAGUGCUCUUCGCUCCGGUAACAGCAGGACCUGCCAGCAUCUCGAGAGGAGCAGUUCCUGUUCGGCACCCUUCGCACCACGUCCCUCAGAUUCCUGCACCACACUCGUUCCAGAACCCGAGCCCGGUCAAUCCAUUCAUAAAGCGUUCUUCGGAGGUAAUGUCCCCUGAGCGAGGGCAGAUCAGCAGUAGUAGGCCUGCUCGGGCUGUCAUGGAGCCUAAGCACCGAAACGAUCUGCAAGGCGUGGUUCUAACACUUGGAGGACCCGGAAGCGGGAUCGACUAGCUAGUGUCAUAGACAAAAGAGCCUAAUUAGUAAUUACUUCUCAUCGGAAUCGAAUCCAAUGUUUGUUUAGAUAAGAAAGUAGGAUUGGAUUGGAAAGUUGAUUCUCCAUUAUCCUCUUCCUCCCUAUAAAUCAACUUUCCUGAAGAUUAAUCAAAAUGUCUGGUGAAACUGAGUUGAUAAUGUCAGCUUUUCUUUAAUUUUGGGGUCACUUCAGAGUUUCAUGUGAAUAAAGGAAGAUGGAAGAGAAAUUGGUUUUUGGGGGGGAGAGUGAGUGAGUGAGUGAGUGAGUGAAUGAAUCCUUUCCCGGCAGGCAUGACUGACUGAUAGCUAUCAAUCUUUGAUUUGCUUUGCUUUGCUUUGUCCACAGCUGGUUUUGCCUCAAACGACUGUACAUGACAAGCAAUUCUCUGCC
Molecule: messenger RNA, 2401 nt
Organism: Punica granatum (pomegranate)
Lineage: Eukaryota; Viridiplantae; Streptophyta; Magnoliopsida; Myrtales; Lythraceae
Source: RefSeq, a predicted model, not a curated record